GCUACGCCUUCUUCGUGCUCCGGAGCCUGGGAGCUGUUCUUUUCACCAUCCGAGAGGGAGAGAGGAAGAGAAGGAGAGGGAGAAGGACCGGGGACAAGGAGAAGGAGGAGGAGGCGGGGGGAAGAGACAGAGGAACAGGACAGAAACAAGAGGAAGACUGCGUCUCCGGAGCGAAUCUGUGAACAGCAACGCCUGAAAAAAUAAGGAGCUGUUCAUUUCAGCACCAAAAAAAGCCGCUGAGCAACUCUAUGUCUUCACGGACCAUGAGCUGCAUGGCGAACAUCUCCAUUCAAGUCUGAACCUCAAUCAUUUUCCUUUUGAAAAUACAUCCACGAGCAACCCAAAAUCUUUACGACAUCAAACCGGGUGCUACUCUGAGAGCAAGAGAACCGCAAAAAUUCAUGGCGUUUGGAAUAGCUGUAAGAGAAAGCCUAAAGACGGUUGCAUCGAUGCGAGCUCCAUCUCCCUAAACCGUGAGGAAAAGCGGCUCCACGGAUAAUGCAUCUCAUCUUUAUCUUUCUCCUGAAGAUCUCUCAGAAAUAGCCAUCACUUAUGGAAACUGGGGAUCAGAAUUUUAGAAAAAAGGAUUAACAUAUCUAUUUUUGGGGAUUUGCUUUGUUUUUUUAAGAUAUAGAUAAAUAUAUAUCUCAUAUAUAUAUAUAUCUAUAGAGCAUAUAUAUUGGAUUGGAACUGACAGUGGUCUCCCUGCACACCUCUUGAUAUCUUUGCUGCCCGAUUCGUUUUUGAAGGGGGAUAUUUUCUCGUCUACCUGAGAGAGAGAAAGAGAGCGAGAGGAAAAAAAGUGUGUUGUGUGUGUGCCCGAAUAUAAUGAAGAAUUAUGGGUCUGUUUGAUCGCGGUGUACAGAUGCUUCUCACUACUGUGGGCGCUUUUGCAGCCUUCAGUCUAAUGACCAUUGCUGUGGGAACAGACUACUGGCUGUACUCUAGGGGGGUUUGCAAAAGCAAGUCUGUCAGUGAAAAUGAGACCAGCAAAAAGAACGAGGAAGUGAUGACCCACUCUGGAUUAUGGAGAACUUGCUGUCUUGAAGGAAAUUUUAAAGGUUUAUGUAAACAGAUCGACCACUUCCCAGAAGACGCAGAUUAUGAAGCAGAUGCAGCCGAAUACUUCUUACGCGCUGUCCGAGCAUCCAGUAUCUUUCCCAUCCUCAGUGUCAUCCUGCUCUUCAUGGGCGGCCUCUGCAUCGCGGCCAGCGAGUUCUACAAAACCCGACACAACAUCAUCCUCAGUGCCGGCAUCUUCUUCGUCUCUGCAGGUUUGAGUAACAUCAUCGGAAUCAUUGUGUACAUAUCAGCCAACGCGGGAGAUCCAGCGAAGAGCGAUUCAAAAAAGAACAGUUACUCCUACGGGUGGUCUUUUUAUUUUGGAGCACUGUCCUUCAUCAUCGCUGAGAUGGUGGGCGUGCUAGCAGUUCACAUGUUCAUUGACAGACACAAACAGAUAAGGGCAGGGACAAGAUCUACAGAUUAUCUCCAGUCCUCUGCCAUCACUCGGAUUCCCAGUUACCGGUACCGCUACAGACGGCGCAGCCGAUCGAGCUCCCGUUCCACGGAACCCUCGCACUCCAGGGACCCCUCACCCGUCGGUCUCAAAGGCUUUAACACGCUGCCGUCCACCGAGAUAUCCAUGUACACCCUCACGAGAGACCCCCUGAAGACCACCACCUCAACAGCCACCUACAACUCUGAGCGAGACCACAAUUUCCUACAGGUCCACAACUGCAUCCAGAAAGACAUUAAGGAUUCCUUGCAUACCAACACGGUCAACCGAAGAACAACGCCUGUAUAAAGAGCUGAACGGCGGAGAGAAAGAAAGAGAGAGUACGAACAGAAUUUAAGAGGAAAAAUAAUAAUUUACAAAAAUGGAUUAAUGAAAAUAUUAAAAGUUAUUGCAUGAAACCCGAAUUCCAUUGCAAAAAACAAUGCAAAAAGUUUGUCAAAAAAAUGAUUUUAAAACCGAAAACUAAGAAAGAAAUGAGAUAUGGGGAGAGAGAUCUCCGGCCUAAACUCCAACCAGAGAAUGGAUUGAAGGGAGCGAGAGAGGGAGACAGUGAGGAAGAGGGAGUAUUUGUCUUCAUUUAUUAAAUGUUUUAAGCGCUCUUUAUUGUUGAAAUGCUUCCAUCCCACCUCACCCCACCUGCCUUAUACCUCACCGAGAGUGAUGACAAUGGAAGGGACUUUGUCUCCCUUGUUUGAGGUGAAGAGCUUUAAGGAGAAAUUUUUACAACAUCCAGGAAUGGCAAUUCAUUCCUUGCUGUGACACAGGCCAGUGAAACAGAAGAUGUGGAAUAAAGACAGCAACAAGAAACAUCAGUUUUUAACUUGCUCAGCCGCUGACUGAAACGACCACGUGUCAAAAGGGAAAGUAAAAUAAAACAAAAUAUUUAUUCUUUUAAAAGACAUUCUAUAAGAGAGUGACAAGCUGUGGAUUUGAGAAAUUUGCAUGCAAUGGAUGGACCAACUCCCCUCUUCCAACCAAAAGCUCAAAUCAAGAAUUUCAAAGUUUUUUUAAAAUUAUUAUUUGAUAAAAUUUUAAAUUGAGUAUUGUGUAGAGAGCACGAAUUUUCAGUUGAAGGGAUGGGAGAUAGUUCAACGAGGGAACAAUACUUUAUCUCCAGGAUUAUGGUUUAUGUUUCUUUUAAUGUUUGGGUAAACAAUUCCAAUUUCGGAAGGUUUUUACUUGAAGUGAGUUUGGGACAACGGGGAGGACGAGGGAGAGUUGGCACCCUAGCGACCUCCUUAAAUCAGGAAAACCUAUUGUGCGAGUGUGGUGCUGUGUCAUUCCAUACAUUUCACGCCAGAUUUAAAAAAAAAUAAAAAAAUUUAAAAAAUAAAUAAAAUUUACCUAAAAAAAGCUUUCAUAUAUUUUUUUUUCAAAAUAAAAAAAAACAUUUUCUAUGGUUUGGACAAAGACAAAAAAAGAAACUUAAAAUUUAACAUCAGAAAGGGCCAUGAUAGAAUAUUUAAAAUAAAGUUAAACAAAAACAGGAUUCGUUGUGGUCUCCGGUGGAACAAUUUAAGAGAAGUGGAAGGAUUAAAGUGGCACUGAGGUAAAAGUAUAACCGGAGGAGGACUUUGAAUAAUAUAAAUAAUACAAUUCUCAGAACUUUAAUGGAAACGUCUUUCAUUUGACCAAAAGAGAUUUACAGUUAAAUAAAUAAAUAAGAAAAAAAGAGAAUGAGACCGCUUAACUUGUAAUUAUCGAUUCACUUCAUGGGGAGAAAUCAAAUCCAUUGAUUUAUCCCAAUUGUUACAAUUCUUUUUUUUUGUUUGCAGACUGUU
Messenger RNA from Pristis pectinata (smalltooth sawfish), 3300 nucleotides. It is a transcript of the gene cacng2a, whose product is annotated as calcium channel, voltage-dependent, gamma subunit 2a. The transcript is spliced from 4 exons. Bases 839 to 1807 code for a protein of 322 amino acids. Lineage: Eukaryota; Metazoa; Chordata; Chondrichthyes; Rhinopristiformes; Pristidae. The record is from RefSeq and is a predicted model, not a curated record. Gene Ontology annotation, biological process: regulation of AMPA receptor activity; neurotransmitter receptor internalization; positive regulation of synaptic transmission, glutamatergic. Gene Ontology annotation, cellular component: AMPA glutamate receptor complex; voltage-gated calcium channel complex; postsynaptic density membrane. Gene Ontology annotation, molecular function: channel regulator activity; voltage-gated calcium channel activity.